This is a messenger RNA of Porites evermanni, 2378 nucleotides long. The record is from the annotation of a GenBank genome assembly. NCBI's taxonomy places the organism in Eukaryota, Metazoa, Cnidaria, Anthozoa, Scleractinia, Poritidae.
GAGUCCGUAUCUCUCCUUGAUUCUUUGACAGGUUGUCCCAUUUCUGAAGAUAUUCUAUUGUUUGCAGUUCCAGUCUGUGCACCAUACACGGCUGUUCAAAAUUUCAAGUAAGACACUUGUUUUUUCCCCUGGUUCUGCAGCGCACUUUUCCCCGGCAUUCUUCUUGCCGGAAAGUGGCCUCCCUAGUAGAGGUUGAAGUAGCAGGGAAGUAAAGAAACCCCUCGGGCAGACGGGGAAGGGGCACGGGGAACCCUAACCCAGGGAAAAAAUAACCCGGGAUUAGGGGAAAGUUCCCGCCGUCAACCGGAGGUGAGGCCUUUUUUCCUUUUAAUCGCUUUGUUGCUACCAAAUUUGUAUUCCUAAGUGUCUUUACCGUUAUUAAGAUGAUCUGCCCGAUCAUUCGGGCAAAGCCACUGCCAAACGUCAACUGCGGUUAGUGUGCAUCUCUCAAAAACGUCUUUUCUUAAGGCAGUGGAAGCCUGUUUGCCCUCUGUUAUGUUUUAAGUUUGGCGUUUGUGUUUUUAAUUUAGUUCUUUACACGGGCGAAUUCAACAUUUGUAAGAGCUCCCUACUUGUGUACACCACUGAGUCUAAUUAUUUCCGCACUCAGUCCUGGUCGUUUCAUAUGACUUUCUAGAAGAAACAGAAAUUCCGUUCAACGCACUUAGUCAUAGGUGCAUUAACGGGGUGCCACCCCUUAGCCCCUCCCCUGCAGGAUACUUCACGACUUCACGACUUCAUUCUUUACAUGAUACUCUCUCGAUUCCAACAGGUAUAAAGUAAAACUCACUCCAGGAACAGCUCGCAGAGGAAAAGGUAAGACGUCUGGCUCAGAAAGUUACCAGAAACUAAUUUCUCCUUACAGUUUUCCCGACUGUGGUUUUAAGCACCUUACGGUGAAGAGAGGCCAAAGCGGAAAAGAAAGCAAGCAAAUAUACAAAGAAAAAAAAACAGAUCAUUAGUCGAACAAAAUAUUUCUCCGUUCCUUAUUGGUUUAAAUCCUCGGCUAGUUCUUAAUAACCAGCUAUUGUUGAAACCGGACCAAUGUCGAUAUUUUAAAAUUCAUACUUGGCUACAAUGCGUAGGGGAAUAAAACAAAAAAAAUAUAUUAUUCAUUGUUUAACCUCAAGAUUGAUUCUGUUGUUUUACUCCUUCAAGCCUCGGAGCCAAGUAAGAUUUUAAUACAUCGAAAUUGGUCUUAUGUCACUCUAGAGACAAGGAAGGAGAUUAGGUCGAGUUAACGUUCACAAAGAUUUCUGGGAAUGUUUCUAGGGAGAGGGGAAAAAAUUGGCCAAUAGCUAACCUGCGCUUCCCCAGUAACCAUCCCAGAAACAAUUGUGGGACGCAUUUCGGCUCCAGUUGCCAUCUCGUUACUAAAGUGGCGAAUCGCAAAACAGUAGACUGAAACGUCACGUGGAAACGCAAAGGCAACGCGCGGCGUCUCUGCUGUUUUAGCGAGAAUAUGGUGUACGCUUUGCGAAGACAAAGUAGCUGAUUAACUGCCUCAGAAACAAAGUGAGGUUAAACAAAGUACCGCUUGAUGGAUGGAAACUUCUCUGUGAAGUAUGUAUGUAAAAUAAGACGUCCGUUCAUAUCCUUAAACUGUCUAAUAACAUGCAAAUGUUUUGAAGGCGGGAAUUCGAUAUAGGGGAAAAUAUGUUUUCAGCUUGGAAUAUUUUAGCCUGACAAAACAGCCAACAUUCCGCGACGUCCCCACGGGUUUCCCCGCGAAAUUACGUGGGAGAAAUGAACGCAGAAAUUCCAUACUGAAGAAGCGUCACUACCCAGAUCUAGGUAGUGCUUCUGAUAGAUCGUGCCGCGUGGGGAAUUUCCUUCAACCAAUCAGAAGCACUACCGCGAUCUGGGUAGUGACGCGUAAUCAGUAUGUAAUUUUUGCUUUUAUUUCUCAGACGUCAUUUCGCAGGGAAACCAGUGAUGGCGUCGCUAAAUGUUGUCUGUUUUCUCAGGCUAGGAACAUUUUGAUUGAACGAUAAAUCAGUUAUUGAAUUCGGCUUGCGUGUGAUAUGAAGAAUUGUCCAGUAAUCAGAGGGUGUUUUAUGCCCUCGACAGUUAACACUUUACGGACCAAUUUAGGUUUCUGGGGAACUGCCCACCUACCCCUCCCCUAAGCCAUCAUUUUGCCUUAAGUGAGAAGUAAGUGUUAAUGUUAGCUUAGGGGAUGGGUAGGUUGGCAGUUUCCCGGCAUAAUGUCUUCCUACCACACUCAGUUAUAUCGAUUACAGUUAGAUAUCACCAACUAAUUAAACAUCGUCUUGCUAUUUUUAGCGGCCAAAACUGCGUUGGGCACUUUCUUAUUUUCAAAAGAAGCAACCCAGCUAGAAAAAGAUUUGAUCAAGAGUUUGAAGGUAAGAGAUAUA